UUUUUUUUUUUCCUUUAAUUAUUAUUAUUAUUAUUCUUUUUUAUUUUAUUCCAGUACAAUCUUUGUUUUAAAACAAAACAAAACCAAUAUUUAGAUUUAUUUAUUCAAACGACGAGAUUAUAUAUAAAAAAAAAAGGAUCUAUAAACAAAAGGGAAAUAAAACCAACUUGAAGAUCAACUUUUUUAUAUAUUUACAAGUUUACUUUAUAAAAAAGAAGAAAUGACUUUCUUAUUAAGAUCAAAGACAAAUAAUGAAACAGAUGGUAAAAAGCACAGAAAUUGGAUAAAUCAAAUGUUCUCAAGUUAUCAAAUACCUUUAGAUUUAGAUAAAGAUAAUGUGGAUCCCAUUAGUGGGAAUACUAUUCGUAUCCAAUCUCGCUGUUUAGGAACAGCUUCUAUUAUUCCUUUAACUCAAUCAUCUUUUCAUUUGAAUGCCUUGUUUUAUGAAAUCGCUGAUUCUGAAAUAUCUGAAAUCGCAUUUGACAAAAAGUCGCCAAGUAGUUGCAGUAGUAGUAGUAGUAGUAGUAGUAGUAGUAGUAGCAGUAGUGGUAUUAGUAACGGUAGCAGUGAUGAUGUUUUAUUGUCUUCUGUAUUGAUGACAACAAAUAAUGAUGAAAGUCCAUUCAUCCCUUCCUCUUCUUCUCCUCCGCCUCCUGUUGUCAUUUUGGAUUCUGAAAAGUCACCCAUGGCAUUACCACCAAAGAAACGAAAAAGACGCCGAGUAAUACGCUAUGAAGUCAUAUUUUGCUUGCUGGAAGAAGGUCCAUCACCAUCUCAUAUUGAAGAAAACAGUAUUGAUUUAUCAAGACAAUAUUAUCUAUUUCCUCGAGAGGCUAUAGUAGAGUCGAUAAAUGAAACCCCGCCCUUAGAGGCUAUUAUUUCCUUUCAUAUGCCAAAAGAAGCACAUUCUUUAUCGUAUGCUUCUAAAUUAGAAGAAUUUGCAUCUGUAUGUGCAACUAAUAUACCCGUUGUUCGUCAAAGAAGACGGUUUACUGAUCCUGGAUUACACGUUAGUUCUUUUCUAAGUAGCAUGAAAUCAAGACCAACUUCAGAAAAUAGUAACAUAGCUAAUAUACGAUUAUCUGGUGUUUCAAAGGUCUUGUAUGUCGCAUUAAAACAAACAGUUUUAAACUUUGAAACAAUGUAUGGAAAGAUGAUUGAAUUGAUGAAAUUACAUAAUCAACAAAUAUCAGCGCAAAAAUUGGAUUUAUUAGAUGAUAUUGUAGAUGAAGAAGAUUUAAAAUUUACAAAUAUGAUUGCACAUAGUUACUUAAGGAGAAGAAAGAGCCGCUACUAUAGUAGUGAUGAAGAAGAGGAAGAUGAUGAUGAUUAUGUUGAAAAUGAAAUGAAAGCAGAAGAUGAUGAGGACAUAACAAUAGAGCAACAAGAAGUUAGCUUCCAUCCUUUUAACAAACAUGCAAGGAAUGAUGAAGAUGAUUUAUCAACAAAAUAUUCAAGAUCUAAUAAUAACAACACGAAUGGAUUUGUAAAGAAAUGUUUAUAUUGUGGUUCUAAAAGUACACCCAUGUGGCGUCGUGGGCCUCAGGGCGCUGGUACGCUCUGUAAUGCUUGCGGUGUUAAAUGGAAACAUGGCAAAAUACUAUGUGGUAAAGAUACAAUAACAUCUACAGUAACCAAUAGCAAAAAAAAGAAGAAAAAUAAACAAAAGUAUAAUAAAAGAGAAAAGCCUAAAAAGAUGAAUAGCAGUAGUACAACGACAGAAGAUAUGGAUUAUAUCCCCUCAAAUAAAGAUUAUUUCAAUCAGCCAUCCAGCACAACGUCGUCAUUACCUAUCAAUCUUCAUCAAAGAAGACAUACAACAGAUAUGUCUCUUGUAGACAAGUUUGGAAUUGUGAACAAUACAUAUGCAUUGACUACUGCUGGAGUAGAUGCAGUAGAGGCUGCUGCUGUCUUGACUUUAUUAAAAAGAAGUUAAAAAGUUGUAAAUAAUAGCUGUCAUAUUUUAUUAUAUAUUUAU
Messenger RNA from Cokeromyces recurvatus, 1978 nucleotides. RefSeq lists its product as uncharacterized. The record is from RefSeq and is a predicted model, not a curated record. Gene Ontology annotation, molecular function: sequence-specific DNA binding; zinc ion binding. Bases 221 to 1936 code for a protein of 571 amino acids. NCBI's taxonomy places the organism in Eukaryota, Fungi, Mucoromycota, Mucoromycetes, Mucorales, Mucoraceae. The transcript has 4 exons. Gene Ontology annotation, biological process: regulation of DNA-templated transcription.